Messenger RNA from Cryptomeria japonica (Japanese cedar), 1944 nucleotides. Its product is annotated as carotenoid cleavage dioxygenase 8 homolog B, chloroplastic. The record is from RefSeq and is a predicted model, not a curated record. The coding region runs from base 1 to 1701 and encodes 566 amino acids. The transcript is spliced from 10 exons. Gene Ontology annotation, cellular component: chloroplast. Lineage: Eukaryota; Viridiplantae; Streptophyta; Pinopsida; Cupressales; Cupressaceae. Gene Ontology annotation, biological process: carotene catabolic process. Gene Ontology annotation, molecular function: carotenoid dioxygenase activity.
AUGGCUUCACUACAGUCUGACAUUCUGACUUUGCAGAGCUCAAAAUAUCAGUCAAAUGACCAUAGGAUCCCUGGAAAGGGAUCAAGACAAUCAUCAUGUUCCAGAUCUUUGCAUCAAGUUCCAUCUUUGUAUAAUGGAUUGAGAACUAAAUGUAAAGUUCAAGCAUCUGUGGUAAUCAGUACUGAGAGCAUAAGAGAUGAAAAAGAGAAAGAUAUAAUUAAAGGAGGUUCCACCCAAAAGUCUAACCAUGUGGCAUGGCAAAGUGUGGCAAGGGAGCGCUGGGAGGGUGAACUUGCAGUGGAUGGAUACAUUCCAAAAUGGCUGAAUGGUACCUACCUGAGAAAUGGACCAGGAAAGUUUCACGUAGGUGACUACAAUUUCAGGCACCUUUUCGACGGAUAUUCUACUCUGGUUCGUCUUCACUUUGAGAAUGGGAGAUUAAUUGCAGGACAUGCACAGUUAGAGUCUGAGGCUUACAAGGCUGCUAAAAAGAACAACAAAAUCUGUUAUCGUGAAUUCUCUGAAGUACCAAAGGCAGAAAACUUCCUUGAAUAUAUUGGGGAACUUGCAGGACUCUUCUCUGGUGAUUCAUUAACAGACAAUGCCAACACAGGAGUCAUAAGAUUAGGCGAUGGGAGAGUUGUUUGCUUGACUGAAACAAUGAAAGGAUCUAUACAAAUCAAUCCUGCCACUUUGGAAACCAUGGGCAAGUUUGAAUACACAGACAAACUAGGAGGGUUGAUCCAUUCAGCACAUCCUAUGGUGUUCAAUACAGAAUUCAUUACAUUACUCCCAGAUCUCAUCAAGCCUGGUUAUGAUGUGGUCCGGAUGCUACCCGGAACAAACGAGAGGACUUUGAUUGGAAGAGUGGAUUGUAGAUGUGGCCCUGCACCUGGUUGGGUACAUUCUUUUCCUGUGACAGAUAACUAUGUCAUAGUUCCUGAAAUGCCAUUGAGGUACUGUGCAGAGAAUCUGUUAAGAGCUGAGCCCACUCCUCUAUACAAGUUCAAAUGGCACCCUGAAUCAAGGGCCUUCAUGCACGUCGUAUUAAGAGAUACAGGAGAAAUGGUAGCAUCAGUUGAAGUGCCAUUAUUUGUGACAUUCCACUUCAUAAAUGCUUAUGAGGAGAAAGAUGAGAAUGGGAAGGUGGUGGCAGUGAUAGCAGAUUGUUGUGAACAUAAUGCAGAUACCACCAUCCUGGAUAAAUUGAGACUGCAAGAAUUAAGAUCCUUCUCUGGAAAGGAUGUUCUUCCAGAUGCCAGAGUGGGACGUUUCAUGAUACCUCUGGAUGGCAGUCCAUGGGGAAAACUUGAGGCUGCAUUGCCACCAGAGGAGCACGGCAAAGGGAUGGAUAUGUGCAGUGUAAAUCCAAAAUACGUAGGGAAGCCAUAUCGCUAUGCAUAUGCCUGUGGAGCACAACGCCCUUGCAAUUUUCCCAAUACCCUUACCAAGAUUGAUUUAAAGGAGAAAACAGCCAAGAAUUGGUACGAUGAAGGGGGGGUUCCAUCGGAACCCUUUUUUGUAGGUCGACCAGGAGCUAACAAAGAAGAUGAUGGAGUGGUGAUAUCAUUAAUAAGCGAUAAAAAUGGUGAUGGAUAUGCCCUAGUUUUGGAUGGAUCAACAUUUACUGAAAUAGGUCGAGCAAAGCUACCAUAUGGAUUACCCUAUGGAUUACAUGGUUGUUGGGUCCCUGCUCCUUAGUGGAAGAAUAAGUACAUAAUAAGCAUUUGAGCAUGUAAUAUGAUAAAAAAUACGAAAUAGAGUAAUAUUUAUUCAAGUUUUAUGGUGGAUGAUUCAGAUGGUAUAUCCAUUUCUAUUAUGGAUUUUUCAAAGCUUUGGAGAUGAUCUUAGUAGUCCGUAGUUGGUAUUGGCUAAGUGUGACUGUUUUAAUGAAUAGUCUGUCAGAUUAUGCACUCAUAAAUUUGGUCUGCAUUAUAGUGCAUU